Messenger RNA from Xenopus laevis (African clawed frog), 6444 nucleotides. It is a transcript of the gene crtc2.S, whose product is annotated as CREB-regulated transcription coactivator 2. Bases 735 to 3317 code for a protein of 860 amino acids. The record is from RefSeq and is a predicted model, not a curated record. Gene Ontology annotation, biological process: protein homotetramerization; positive regulation of transcription by RNA polymerase II. Gene Ontology annotation, molecular function: cAMP response element binding protein binding. Gene Ontology annotation, cellular component: nucleus; cytoplasm. The transcript has 13 exons. NCBI's taxonomy places the organism in Eukaryota, Metazoa, Chordata, Amphibia, Anura, Pipidae.
AAAAUUUUGUCCCUCUUUUUACUUCCAAAAUGUUGUGAGGUAUGCCAGUGGGAUUGGGAUCAUGUGACAGUUGCAGGAGGAGAGACUCUUGGUCAGUUAUUAGAGACUCUCUGAAGCAGAAAAUGGCGGUGCCUGAGUUUUAUGAGGUAAUUCAGUAGUGAGGGGGAGCAGCCGGAGCUUUUAUUGAAAUAGUAAAAGACAUGAAGGGCGAGACAGGGGGUCGCUGUCAGUUGCCUCCAGUACGUGUGUCCUACCCCAGUCACACAUUCACACCGUAUCCCAGUCACACAGCCCAUAUCCGAGCCUAAUAUUCCUACAGGCAAAUUACACCGCGUUUUUCCCUUUCCCAGUGUCACACAAAUUGCGUCGUCUCUAGUCCCGCCCCUUUGUUUCCCUCCAUAAACACAACCGAAAGCACAAGCCGCAAGAACGCAAUUCACGCCUAAUCCGGCGGGCCAGAGACUAUCACCGCCUCGGUGCCCCAUGGGAAUUGUAGUUUUUUACCAGGUUCUUGUCCGUCUAAUGUGAAGCGCUUUGAACUUCAAUUCCCGACAAGCAGUGGGCCGUCCGCUGCCCACGUAACGCGCUGGCCGACGGGAGAUGUAGUUUCGCUAGUGGCGGUAUCGCUUUGACUUUCUGGAAUUCGGCGACGCUUGGGAACUACGUUUCCCGGCGUGACUCGCCGCUGUGUUUUGCACCGGGCUCUUUCUCGGCGGCUGCGGAAGGAGCGAAAGAUGGCGGCUUCGGCGGGGGCCAAUGGGCCGGGCUCGGCCUCGUCCUCCAACCCGCGCAAAUUCAGCGAAAAGAUCGCCCUGCAGCGCCAGAGACAAGCGGAGGAGACUGCGGCCUUCGAAGAGGUCAUGAUGGACAUCGGCUCCACCCGGUUGCAGGUGCAGAAGGUGAGGAUGGGGCACAUGAGGGGUCCUUACUAUGGAGGGUCCCUUCCCAACGUCAACCAGAUUGGCAGCGGCAGUUCUGAGUUUCAGGGCCCCCCGCAUUCACCCCUGGAAUCAUCUCGUAACACCCGCCACCACGGUCUUGUGGAGAGAGUUCAGAGAGACCCCCGGAGGAUGAUGUCACCCCUGCGUCGACCCCUGCACCAAUUAGACAGCUCUCCGUACAACACGUCCUACCUCUCACCACAGCAGGAGCCCAGCUGGAGAAGGAACAUGCCCUGGGGAAACUACCCCUCGGACACAGGACAGCUCUUUAGGUUGCCGACCGCUCUGAACAGAACAAACUCGGACUCAGCUCUCCAUACCAGUGUGAUGAAUCCCAGCUCACAGGAUCCAUACGCUGCUGCCACACAGGGUGUAACUCUACCCAACAGGAGAACCGCUUUUUCCUUCCCGGCACCAGCUAUAGAGGAAGACCUCCAUAUGGAUAGCAGCCACUUGCUCAAACCAUGUGAUGCUAAAAGGAUGCUCAUGUCAUCCUCUCGGCCCAAAUCAUGUGAAGUGCCAGGCAUUAACAUUUGUCCAUCUGUGGACGAACCUACAAGUAUCCCUCCAGUGGCCUCCGUCCUUAAUUCUGGGGGCUCGCUGCCGGACCUCACUAAUCUGCACCUGCCUUCUCCUCUCCCCACCCCACUGGAUAUGGAUGAGUCAGGAUUUAGCAGUUUUAGUGGGGGCGGCAGCACUGGGAAUUUGGCAAACACCAUGACCCAUUUGGGGAUCAGCAGGAUUGGGAUGCCCCCAGACUAUGAAAUUCCAGGUUUCUCCCUAUCGUCGGCGCAGAACUCACUGAGUCGGUCGUCUCUUCAGUCGUCACUGAGCAACCCAAAUCUUCAGGCCUCCCUUAGCAACCCAAAUCUUCAGGCCUCCCUUAGCAACCCCUCUCUGCAGACCUCCUAUAGCAACCCCUCCCUGCAGUCCUCUCUGAGCAGCCAAUCUCUCACUUCUUCCCUCAGCAACAGCAACCAAAGCCUUCCCUCUGCAUACAGCACCCCUUCCUCCCCAUCUUCCUCGUUCCCUCCUCCUGUGCCGGCCCCCAUGAACACAUCGCCUCGUCGCAGAGUCCCACUGAGCCCUCUCACUCUCCCUCUUGGGGGAGACUCUAGAAGACCCCACCAAAAACAGUUCUCCCCUACAAUGUCUCCUACAUUGAGUUCCAUUACCCAGGGAGUCCCUUUGGAUACAAGCAAAUUUCCUGGUGACCAGAGGCUGCCUCCUUACCACUAUAGUCAUACCAGUCUACUCCAUCCAUCUCAACAGCCUCUGCAUCAGUCCCAGCAGCCUUUGCACCAGCAACUUCAGCCGCCAUCACAGCAGCCUUUUGUUCAACCCCAGCAGCACUUGCACCGCUCCCAACAGCCAUCGCAUCAACCUCAGCAGUCAUCGCAUCAGUCCCAGCAGCCUCUGCAUCAAAGUCAGCAAGCACUGCAUCUGUCCCAGCAGUCUUUGCACCAGCCUCAGCAGCCAUUGCACGAAACUCAGCAAUUGUUGCACCAGUCCCAGCAGCCUUUGCAUCAAUCCCCACACAAUUUACAAAAGUCUGAGCAGCCUAUGCACCGGUCACAGCAGACUCGGCUCCAUUCUCAAUCAUCUGGGAACCAGUCCCAGCAGCCGGUUCAUCAGUCACAGCCAAAAGGGAACCAAUCUCAUCAAUCUCAGAAUCAGUCCCAUGAACCUAUGAAUCCUUCCCAGCGACUUUUGCCACAUUCUCAAGUACCUAUGAAUCAGUCUCAACAACAGCGUGUGAACCAGUCCCAGGCAACAUCAAACCUAUCCCAGCAGCCAUCCCAGUCUCACCAGUCCUCCCAACACAGUCAGCAGCCUCUACUGCAGUAUACCCAGAAGCCUUUGCAACAAGCUCUACCAGGUUCUCAACAAGUUUAUUCUGCAUCUCCGCACUUUCUAGCAUCAUACCAGCAGAAUUCAGGGGGUCAGUCUUACCAGCAACUGUUUGAACAUUACAGCUUGGAGAAUUUUGAACAGUUCAACAUGGUGGAAGGUCACAGUGGGUGUUUUGGGGUGAGCAGUGGAUUAUUCUCUGGAGAGCAGCAGCAGCAGCAGCACGGUGGGACUCUGAAUGGCACCCAGUCUCUAAACAAACACAACCUGAACAACUGCAGUCGACAUGAACCCAUCCCAGAUAUCAUUCUCACAGCUGUGGACUCCCCACCAGGUUUCUCAAAGGAAAUCACAUCUGCCUUGUCCUGCGUCCCAGGGUUUGAAGUUGACCAGUCCCUGGGAUUAGAGGAAGACCUUAAUAUAGAACCACUCACCUUGGAUGGACUCAACAUGCUGAGUGACCCAUAUGCCCUCCUUACAGACCCUAUGGUGGAGGAUUCUUUUCGCUCUGAUCGGUUACAAUGAAGGGAGCUGGUUGGCUCUGGCAGAGCUUCUCCCCGCUGCACCCAGUUUGCCCAAAGGUUCUCAGGGGAUCCCAUCUCCAGCAUGAAAAUCCAAACAACCAAAGAAAAGCUCAGCUCUAUGUACAGAAAACCAUAUACUACUAUAUUUAAUAGGCCAGUGCUUUUGCCAUAUAAGGGCUGUGCAUCACAGAGCUAAGAUUGUUCUGAUAGAUCUGCUGCUGUGCUGGACACAGAUAAUUCCUCACCAGCAGAUGAAUUCUCUUAGGGAUCGUCUGGAUUUAUUCUGACUUCCUAACACUCUUGUUUGUUCAGAUGGAGUAUUCCAAACCAGUGCAUUGAUUAUGUGGAGAAUAUAAUAUAUAGAGUGAGACAGAGAAUCCUAUACAGCAGGGGAAACAAAACCCAAAGUGAAGAUGCCAAGGGAAGAUUUAUUCCAUGUUAGCUGAGUGAUCUGAGGUCCGGCUUCCCUACAGUCUUCAGAAAAGUACCCAAUCAGAAGAUUCAAUUGAAAGUGAAGGCCUUAAAGGAGAACCAAACCAUUGAUUAUAAAAUCCCCUACCCUACAUAGACCCCCCUCCCUGUCCCCCCCCCCCCAGCCUAGCUGUUCCCUUCAGUAAAUGCCCCUAACUCUUUACUUACCUCUCUUUCCAGAUUCAGUGCAGCGGAGCUCACUGGCACCAUCUUCUUCUCCAUUGUCUUCUUCGGGAAGUAAGUGCCGUAUCGACACAUGCGCAGUUGGAGCAGUUGUGCUUGCGCUGAAAUUUACAGAAAUUGCCGAAUCGCCGGAAGAAGACCCGAAGAUUAUCGAAGAGCUGGAAGAUGGCGCCAGUGAGCUCUGCUGCGCUGAAUCUGCAAAGAGAGGUAAGUAAAGAGUUAGGGGCAUUUACCGAAGGGCUAGACUAGGGGGGAGCAGGGAGGGGGUCUGUGUAGGGUAGGGGUUUUUAUAAUUAAAGGUUUUGUUCUCCUUUAAGGGGUAGGCUUAUCAUGAUGGGAAGAUUCAAUCUGGCACAUUAUUAUCCAUCUAUGAAGUGAUGCAGGUCCAGCAUCCUGACUAAAGCAACGUUGCUUCUCUCAUGAUCCAUCAGACAUACCUGCUUCCUACCCUCCAGACCAACACUAUAUACCCAUAAAACUAUGGGGACCCCUGCCUGUCCAACACCUCAUUCUGAACCCAAGGGUGGUAACAUGAAGUUGGUCCUCUCUUUGUCUCUUCUGGGAAGGUUCCCACUAGUUGUAGGACUCUGCAAGCCAGUCAGAUUCUUCAUGAAGCUACCUUAGUAUGGGCCUUGUAAAGAGCCUUCAACAAAGUAGGCAUUUUAUUGUGAGCUGUAGUUUUACUGGAACCAGAUGCUCAGACCAUGAAAACAGCCGCAUGCCAUGAUUCCGCCUUCAUUAAAUAUGACAGUUGGCAUUUUGUGUCCACCUGGCAUUGAGAGAGAGAGAUACAUUGCCCACUCCAGCUGAAGCUUGACAUCUACAUGGUAAUGUUCGGCAUGUUUGUGCCACGAAAGACCCUUUUUUGGAAUUCAGAAGUGAGAAUGGUUGAUUUUGAGAAGUCCAGAUAUUGUAUAUAAUGAGACUUGAUAUCCGUCAGACCUAUCCAAAGAAUGGCUUCCUAUUCACGGCACCUAUGCAGAUCGGAGCUUCUACCCAUCGCCAGAAGCAAAUGUCUCAGAUCUAUCCAGUCUACCCAAGUUAUAUUUCCUUUCCACACGGUCCAUUUCCUAACGUUUAGACCUAUUAAAAACCCACUUCCUACACCUUUUCUUAGGUUCUUCCGACCCAGCAGACCUUCCAAAUGUCCUGUCCAUAACAGUUAUUCAGAACCUAAUUUCUAACCAACUGAUUUAGUCCAUUGCUAAGGUUAUCGUAAACCCACACCAACUUCCUUACCAGCACUUAACCUAAGCAAGGGCUCAAGUUUCCUGACUAGCACUUAAUCCAAGGCAACCCCCCAACCUUUAUAGUCAAGAUCUUUAUAGAUCUUUUAUUCUCUUUCCUGAAAGCAGAUCACCUGGAAGUGCACUUACCCAAAAAAACCCGUCCUCAUUGGUGGAAUUUCCCCCCGGGUAAACUCACAACCAGCAGAAUGAUCUGCCCACCUCUGUAGACUAACCCAACUAUUAACCCAACCCAACUGCUUACCCAACCCAACUGCUUACCCAACCCAACUACUAACCCAACCCAACUACUAAAACAACCCAACUACUAACACAACUGAAUAAACCCAGUUGUAAGUGGACCUUCCAACCAGUAGGAUCACAAAGACCACCUUGCGGCCACAUAUAAACACAGAGGCUUCUGAUUGGUGAGAUGACUCGAUUGCCCCUACCCCAUUCGCCUUUCUUGUGCGAUCAGUCAAACCUGAUAGACUCUAAUGCAAACUGUAAAAUAUUUUAUUUUUUUAGAAAAAGAGUAUUGUGAACUAUUUUGAAGGAUUUUAUGUAUUUGUAUUGUUUUCAUGAUCUUUGUAAUGCGCCUUUAUGUGAAAGCCAGAGGGAACGCUUGGGCACCUUUCCCAUCAUGCUUUUGUCUUGCAUUAGGCAAAUACUGAAACUAUGAAGAGCUCCCCCCAUGAGAGUAAAGUCAGGGCUCCAGCCCCCCCCCCAUAUUCUAACAGCACUUAUUGUAUACUGUGGAGCUUACAGUUUGUUACACCAGCCAAUCAGGUCAGUGACCUUUCCCCAUGGCAUGGAGAGCUCUGAUUGGCUGAGGAAUCGUUUACUUGUCACUUUUUAAACGCUGGUUCAUUUCCCCCUCAAAUCAGUCUCAGAUUUGGGGUGUCACACAUGAUGGCAGCAGCAGCCGGAAUAAAAGGUGAUACCUGCAGUUUAUUGGUAGAGAGUCUGUAUGAAGGGGAAGGGAUCUUCAUUUCUGCCCCAUGUUUUUGUAUAGGAUAUAACCAAAUCAGGUGAGGAACCCGCUACUCAUGUGUAUGUGUUACAUGGUAUAAAUGAAUGAUGUCACAGAUCUGAUGUCAUCACUAAUUCACUGCUGGGCUGGAGUUCAGUGGUUAACCCUUGGUGUCCCCUCCUCUCCCCCGCAGCUGUCACUGGCAUGUCGGCACAUGGGGAGAGCGAUGGGGUUUUUUUUUAAUAUAAAUAAAUAUGAAAUGCUGUAGAAAUGUA